GUCUAACAUACUCCUAUAUAUAAACGUUAUAUCAGCUGUAGCAAAAUUCCUUCAUAUAAAAACGUUCGGCAUCGUGCAUUGAUACAUUCAUACAUGUUGAUUUAAAUAUAAUACGAUUAUCAAAAUCUAUGUCUAUAUAUACUCGGUUUGCUGUUAAAAUGAACCAUAAAUCCAAAGAUCCAAUUCAGAAAUGUCAGAAGAAGCAGGGACAGAAGCAGGCAGUACAAGCUAAAAUUGUCGGCACUUUACCAACCAUUGGAAGACCACGCAAUCCAAAUGCUAAAACCAAACUUGAACGUCAACGAGAAUACAGGCGGCGAGCAAAAGAAAUUGAGAGGCUGGUUUUUGGUGAUAAGUGUUCGUUCAAAGAUAUGAGUAGCGCUGAUGAAGUCGAUCCUUUGCAAGUGGCUGAAGAAUUGGACAACGAUGAACAACCAGCUAUUGCUAAGUCACCUAAUGUAAAUAAUCCAUCUGCUUCUGGUGGCAUAAAUUGUAAUAAUGAGUUGGCACAGGCUGUCCUAUGACCAUUCAUAAAUCUUGUUAAUAAA
This is a messenger RNA of Microplitis mediator, 548 nucleotides long. RefSeq lists its product as uncharacterized. Lineage: Eukaryota; Metazoa; Arthropoda; Insecta; Hymenoptera; Braconidae. The record is from RefSeq and is a predicted model, not a curated record. The coding region runs from base 129 to 524 and encodes 131 amino acids. The transcript has 3 exons.